Messenger RNA from Symbiodinium necroappetens, 1581 nucleotides. The record is from the annotation of a GenBank genome assembly. NCBI's taxonomy places the organism in Eukaryota, Dinophyceae, Suessiales, Symbiodiniaceae.
AUGGCGGUCGUGCCUACGAAGCUCCGCGCGCCGCAGAGCGGGGCCUCCAUGCCAGUCAGUGGAAGGGAGACGAUGGCAAAGCCCGUCGCAAGGGACACCAUGGCAAAAGCACAGCUCAUCGCAGAUGAGGAUGUAGAGACGGCGGAAGGCUCCAGUGAAAUCAGGAGUAUGGCUCCUUUGCCUGGGGAGCGGGAUCAUCACUGCACCGACCCUUUCUGGAUUUUGCUUCUUCUCGCGGCCUUGGGCGUGCUGUAUGUCCCCGUCACGAAGGCUUUGGAGGAGGGCGACAUGUCCAAGUACACCAGCGGUUUUGACUACAAGGGCAGGAUGUGCGGCCACGACAUCUGCGACAACGGAGAAGUUUGUGGACGCUUCAUCUACUUCUGCUCGAAGCUUGGGGAGAGUGGAAUCGACACCUUUCAUCCAAUCUGCAUAGACAGCUGCCCCACCUCCAACCUGACGUCGCAUCUCUGCUAUGACGAAGCCUCGAUGGGCCCACUGCUUGUGCAGGACUGGCCUACCAAAGAGUAUGGCGUGAAGUGCCUGCAACGGUCCCAUCGUUUGCGGGAGGACCAGGAGCACUUGCGCAAGCGAUUGGCAGGGGAUAUGACCCGCUUCAAGAACGCCGCUCACACCCCGGGAAUGGUGCUUGACUGCGUCGCCUCCAUUGCGAUGGCCCGAUGGCACCUCCUCAUCGUCGCCUUUGUGUCGAUCGCCGCUGGCCUCAUGUACAUGCUCUUCUUAUGGAGCUUCCUCGACUUCCUCAUCCAUGGCUCGGUAGUGCUAGUGAUCCUCAUGCCCACUGCCUUCGGUGUCUGGAACCUCUUCGUCUUCCACAACGCCGGAGGGAUCGGGGCAGCCGUCAGAGGAGAUUCGCAAGCCCAGGAGGCCUUGUGGAUGGGCUCAGCAGGCGUCGCCGUCGGCUUCUUUCUGUGGUGCGCCUUGAAACAGAUUCUAAAGAAGCUCGACACUGCAGAGGGCUGCAUCAUUGCGACGACCGAAUGCCUCUUUCAACUCCCAUUUAUCAUGCUUGAGCCUGCUUUCAGCUUGAUGGUUAAGUUGGCGGUGGUGCUCCCCCUCCUCCUGAUCAUGUUUGGCUAUGCCUCAACUGGCGACAUGAAGCUUACCGAGACUGCCCACGGGAUACGUCGCCAUUUGCAGCUGGACAAAGAGCAGAUCUGUGUCAUCCUCUACUGUCUCUUUAUGAUUGCAUGGCUGGUCGAGCUGAUCCACAACAUGACGCAAUACGUCCUUGUAUACAUUGCAGAGAAAUGGUACUUCACCGAGUACGUCGGGGGUCGGAAGGCGGACGUUCCCGGCUUUUGCGUCGUGCUGGAAGCCACGUGCAACCUCUUCCGAUACCACCUCGGGUCGGUGAUCUUCGGGUCGCUUCAGAAGACUCUAUUCAGAAUUCCCAAAAUCCUCGCGGAUGGUAUCUUCCCCUUCGGUUGCUUCUCUGUGCCGAAGCACAAGGAUUCCAACAGACGGUGUAGCGUGUCUCUCAUGCUCGCAUUGCUGGGCAAGGAGGGCUACAUGGACAUGGCCAUCACUUCUGCUGACUACUUGGAGGUUCAUGGGUAG